UUUUCGCGGUAAAAAAUGGCGGCGUGAGAUUGUCACUGUUCUUGAUUUUCCUCUGUCGAUUUCCAAUAUUCUUCCACAAAUUAGUACGUAUUAACAAAUAAAAACACAAAAAAAUGGCAAAACUCGUGGAUCUGUGUGAGAAGUACUUUGGCAGUCGUAAUUUCUACGAAGUUCUCAAGAUUCAGCAGACUGCCACUGAUAAAGAAGUCAAGAAAGCUUAUCACAAACUAUCCCUCCUUGUCCACCCUGAUCGCGUGGAUGAGGCCACGAAGGAUGAAGCCACAGAGAAGUUCAAAGUCCUGGGAUUCAUUCACUCUAUCCUUAGUGACAAUGACAAACGGAAAAUCUACGAUGAGACUGGACAGUAUGAUGAGGAUAGCGAGGAGGUCGUCAUGAAGAACUGGGCUGACUACUGGAAGACUUUAUUCAAACCAAUCACUGUCCAGGAUAUAAAUAAAUAUGAGAAGGAGUACAAAGGGUCUGAGACUGAGAUCAAAGACUUGAAACGAGCCUACGUGGACAGUAAAGGAGAUAUGGACUACAUCCUGGAAGCUGUGCCCUUCACAAAUUGUGAGGAAGAGCCCCGCCUCCGUGAGAUAAUAUUCAAACUGAUCGCAGCAGAAGAAGUGCCUGAGUACGAGUCCUUCACAAAUGAGCCCAAGAAGAAGAGCGAGCGUCGAAAGCGCAAAUGGGCCAAAGAAGCGGCUGAGGCUGAAAGACUCGAGAGAUCUCGAUCACUUGACAACGAUGAGAAUAACAGCCGUUCUGAUGAUUUAGCACUGGCUAUUCAAAAUCGUAAUAAGGCAAGAGCAAAUCAGGCUGAGAGUUUCUUUGAUUCACUCAUCGACAAGUACGCGAAUAAGGCCGGCAAGGAAAAAGCCACAAAAAAGAGUGCAUCUGCCAAGAAGAAGAGGAAGGCAUAAAAAGAGAGAUUGGACUUGGGGGGGGAGCGACAACCGUUAAAUCAUCUUGGGAACAUGUACCACUAUUUAAUACAACACUAAAUCAUAGACAGAUAUUUUUUUUGUCUCUUUGUCGCAGAUUUAUUUACCAUAGAAAUUCAAAGUAUUUUGUUUCUAUUUCUCUCUUCUCGUCUUGUAAAUUUCAUUUCUAACAUGUUUUUUUGGAAUAAUUGUACUAUUUAUGAAUAAAUUGUUGCGGUUAGCUUUUGUAAUCGA
Molecule: messenger RNA, 1178 nt
Organism: Diachasma alloeum
Lineage: Eukaryota; Metazoa; Arthropoda; Insecta; Hymenoptera; Braconidae
Product: J domain-containing protein CG6693
Exons: 4
Coding region: 114-923 (269 amino acids)
Cellular component (GO): nucleus; cytoplasm
Molecular function (GO): heat shock protein binding
Source: RefSeq, a predicted model, not a curated record